Messenger RNA from Erythranthe guttata (spotted monkey flower), 1447 nucleotides. Its product is annotated as POLAR LOCALIZATION DURING ASYMMETRIC DIVISION AND protein. Lineage: Eukaryota; Viridiplantae; Streptophyta; Magnoliopsida; Lamiales; Phrymaceae. The record is from RefSeq and is a predicted model, not a curated record. Gene Ontology annotation, biological process: asymmetric cell division.
CUCUCUCUAUCUUUCUCUCUCUAGCAAAAUUAAAAACCCAGUAGUUGAUUCUGCGUUUUGAUUAUUUGAAAACACCAAAAAUGUGGCAAGUUCUACUUGCAGCAGCUGCAGCUGCAGGAUCCGGCAUUUUAGCCAAGAAAUUCAUAAACCCCACUGACACAGAAAAACCCAGCUCCGAUUUCAACCAAAACCACCAACAAUGCGAUCAAAAGAAGAAUUUGAAUCCCCAAGAUUCAAACUUUCAAGAAAAUGGAGUUGCAAUCAGUGACGACGGUGGCAAAAUAUUUAGGUUUUCAAGUCCGCAGACAGGCACAAAGGAAUCGAAGAAGAAAACAGGGAGUGGGUUCAGAUUGCUCAAGAAAAAUGGCGGUGCGAAGAGGGGAAACAAAAAUGGUGGUUCGAAAGAGAUGGUGGUGGUGGAUCAAAGAGGAAAUUGUAGUGGAAAACGAGUCUCCGUUUGUUUGAAGAAGAGGCGAACCGGCAAGCAUGCUGCCGGAAACUGUGAAUCUUGUGCUUCUAAAGACAGUUCAUUUGGUUUGGGAGUCGGUAUUGGAAUGAUGUAUGUGGUGUCUGCUGGUAAAGCCGAAAUCAGUAAGUUGAACUGUGCGAUGGACGAGACUGCAAAGAUUGUUCAAGAAUUGAAAUCUGAAAUAUCGACAAGGAAAAACGAGCACACUUCUUCUAUAGCUUUAAAUGAAUCCGGAAAAAAUAAAAAACAUAUUAAAAGAUGCUACAGCGAUCCAUUAUCCCCUAAUCCUGAAGUGAUGGAAAUGGAUCAAUUGGAAGCAGAACUCGAGUCCGAACUACAGAAGCUUCCGUGGUGUGCCACAGCAAGUUCGGGUUCCGAAGGAAGACCAGAUUUUUUCGAGGCUGAAAUUUUGGCGAAAGAAGUUAAAUCUGAUGGAGUGUUGCCAGACGAACUGGAUACGAAAUUGUGCCAUUUGCUAAUCGAGCAACAAGAAAGUCAGAUAGUGGAGUUGGAGGCAGAGCUGCAUAACGCACACUCUAAACUACACGAGAAAGAAGCAGAGCUCGAAGCGCUCAAAGAUUGCGUUAAACGUCUAACUGAAUUUUCAUUAGCAAGUGCAUCAGAUGAAGAAAUUGAGGACAAAGAAGAGGAUGUGAAAGCAAGAGAUGGGAUUGAGGAGAAUGUGACGGAAUCGAUGGUUGGGAUGAAACAAACAAUCGGAUAUUAAUCAAACGUAUGUUGAUCUGAAUGAGAUUGUUUCAUUAACAAGCAAGUGGGGAGGAGAUGAAGAUUAGCAGCUGCAAUAAUAAUCAGAUGAUUAAGUGUUGGUAAAUAUAUUAUGAUAACCAUGUUUAGUACAGUGUUGAACAAGGAUGUAGUUGUUUGACUUUUAUUCCUUUUGAGAUGGCAUCAGUUAGUUAACAUGUUUGUUUCUUUCUCCUUGUUUUAAAACAAGAACUUAAACCUUGUAAAAAUUUA